This is a messenger RNA of Lathyrus sativus (Indian pea), 984 nucleotides long. NCBI's taxonomy places the organism in Eukaryota, Viridiplantae, Streptophyta, Magnoliopsida, Fabales, Fabaceae. The record is from the annotation of a GenBank genome assembly.
AUGGCUCUUUCGUGCGUCUGUUCUCCAAAAUGCCUAGCCAUUCUACUCCUACUCACAGCCAUACCCAUCGGCAUAAUCACAUCCCUAGAACGAUCUCAACCACCAACUCACGUCUACCACUACCACAGCAACGGUUGGUUCCGAGAAUGCGCCAAGUGGGAUUCCGCCAACAACCGUUUCAUAGUCUCUUUCUUUGAAGGCGGCAUCGGUCGAAUUCCCGUACCUGAGAACGAAUCUCCGGGAACAGUGUUAGAAGAAGAAUCAAUAGUGAAAGAAUCAGAGCUAGCCGGAAACGCGUCGUUGGGAUUGACGAUUGACCGGAGUAGAAAUCGGGUUCUGGUGGUAAACGCCGACGUUUUGGGAAACCGUUAUGGUUCUCUCGUUGCUUAUGAUCUUUCUACGUGGAAACGCCUCUUUCUUACUCAUCUUUCUGGCCCUAGUGAUGGGAAAUCCUUUGCAGACGAUGUUGCGGUAGAUGCAGAAGGCAAUGCUUAUGUAACAGAUGUAAAGGGAAAUAAAAUUUGGAAAGUUGGGGUUGAUGGGAAUAUUAUAUCAAUCAUUACCAGUCCACUCUUUACUCCAAAAGAAUGGCACAAAACAUUGGUUGGACUCAACGGGAUUGUUUACCACCCAGAUGGAUUCUUGAUAGCGAUUCACACUUUUAGUGGAAAUUUGUUUAAGAUUGAUUUGAAAAACGGAGACGAAGUGAAGAUAGUAAAGGUUAAUGGAGGGCCACUUUAUUUUGGUGAUGGUUUGGAGUUAUUGUCUCCCGAUAAGGUGGUGGUUGCUGGUAGUACUCCUUCAGGGAGAUUGGUGGAGAGUUUAGAUGGAUGGAAUACAGCUUCUGUUGUGGCGACAUUCUCUGGGCCUAGACAUCGUUUGGCUACUGCAGCUACUGUGAAGGAUGGGAAAGUGUACCUAAACCAUAUACUUGGAAUUGGAUACCCUAAAAAGAAGCAUGCUCUUGUUGAGGCAGUUUUUUAA